This is a messenger RNA of Gaeumannomyces tritici R3-111a-1, 1521 nucleotides long. RefSeq names its product 54S ribosomal protein L17. Gene Ontology annotation, cellular component: mitochondrial large ribosomal subunit. The transcript has 3 exons. NCBI's taxonomy places the organism in Eukaryota, Fungi, Ascomycota, Sordariomycetes, Magnaporthales, Magnaporthaceae. The record is from RefSeq and is a predicted model, not a curated record. Bases 244 to 1326 code for a protein of 360 amino acids. Gene Ontology annotation, molecular function: structural constituent of ribosome.
CGCCAAUCCUCCACACAAGCGACACAAGCUCAGUGGUUGGUGGGGCUUUGGCUGGCGGUACGUACCCCCCCAAAAAAUUCGGCCGCGACCAGAAAGGUUACGCACCGAAGGCGGCAGUUAGCUUCAGCAAAAGCGAAAGGAGCUCCGGCCGAGCCAUAACAGCCAUUGAGAUUUCCCGGAGCGGUUGACUGACCUAGAACUAGGUGGUCACCAAGAGUUCUCGGCCUGCUCCCGUCCGACGCCAUGUCGGCGUCAAGUAGAGGCUGGCAAGCCCUCGGGGCGCUAUCAAGACGAUCACCUCGGGUAUGCGCCCAAUGCGCUAGGACAAGGCCGCUGUGGUCGACACACAGGACACUCGCGACAGCCGCCACCACCAUCACCGGCCCCGUCGUCGAGCCACAGCCGGCACCGACCGCGGCAGGCGCCGUGCAGCCCCCUCCCGCGACCGCCGCCGCCGCCGUUCCCGAGCUGCCCCAGCACGCCAAAGCGCAAUACAGGAUCCGGUCCGGCCUCAUCCUGACGCGGGCACCGAUCCUGACGCGGGAGCCAACCCCGUUCGAGUCGGCCUUCUUCCUGUACCAGAAGCGGCUCAACGAGCGGCUCGUGUCGCCCUUCUUCAAGGGCUUCUUCUUCAAGCCCGACACGCCACCCAUGCUGGACUGGGACCUCAAGCUCAAGGAGCGCAAGGGCAUCGUGUCCAAGGAGGUGGGGCUGUACCGCGCCCGCGGCGUCUCGGCCUGGGCCGACGAGGCGCCCCUGGGCAGCUCCCUGGCCGACCAGGCCGCGCUGCGGGAACGCCUGGCCGCCGACGCCGAGGUGCGCUUCAGCGACGACGGCGAGCUCAUCGCGCCGCAGGACCGUGUCCCAGCCGAGAUGCCGCUGCCGCGCACGACGCAGGCCGACGAGACCAAGGACGUCCGCCGCCUCGACCGCGCCCUCGACAGGACCCUAUACCUCGUCGUCAAGGGCAGGGAUGGGUCCUGGCAGUUUCCGAGCGAUAGGAUGUCGACCGAGGAGAACCUGCACGAGACCGCCGCCCGUGUGCUCCAGCAGGCCGCCGGCGUCAACAUGAACACGUGGAUCGUCGGCCGCGUGCCCAUCGCGCACCACGUCGUCGAGCCCGUCCUCGACAAGGACUCCAAGGCGGUCAAGGUCAAGGGCUCCAAGACCUUCUUCCUCAAGGGCAGGAUCAUGGCGGGGCAGGCCGACAUCGCGGACAACAAGCUCGGCGUCUCCGACUUCAAGUGGCUGACGCAGGAGGAGCUCAAGGAGCAACUCCCCCCUCCAUACUACCGCAGCAUCAGGAACAUGCUGGCCCUGCGCUGAAGAGGAGCAGCGCCUCCCGGCCCGGCUCGAGAAGCCCGGAAAAUGGGACAGUCUGGAAAUGACAUCAAAUGACCCUGUACAUCAUUCUCUCUCUCUCUAGCCAUGUUUUCACAGCAGUGCAUUGUGGCGUGUAACAUAAAACUCUGCCGGUCGCAUGCAUGUCAUGAUAUGCCUUCGUAACUCAAGGUGCGCGUG